Kwoniella botswanensis is the source of this 1209-nucleotide messenger RNA. RefSeq lists its product as uncharacterized. Lineage: Eukaryota; Fungi; Basidiomycota; Tremellomycetes; Tremellales; Cryptococcaceae. The record is from RefSeq and is a predicted model, not a curated record. The transcript has a single exon. Bases 1 to 1209 code for a protein of 402 amino acids.
AUGCCACCGAUCAAGCAAAGCAAAAAGUCCUCAACUACGCCCAAGGAUCAAUCGAAUUCCAAGACAAAGGCAAAACCGAAGUCAGCCCCACAAACUCUUCCAUUCUCAACAUUUCCAAUCGAGAUCACCUCCCUCAUAUUCUCAUAUAUCGAUGAUCAACACAGUCGACAAGACUUCUACAACUACAUCCAAGUUUCCAGACAAUUCUACACUCGAUUUAUCCCUUCCGUGUAUCGAAAAUUGGAAUUGAAAGACCGCAAUGUCAAGAAGAUCUUCAGAGGGGCGAACAUCGAUAUCAAACCUGUCAAACCUGCGACUAGAUACGAGAGUGAUCCAGAUUUUGGGUCCGACUGCCAAGACUCUGAUGGUGGUGAAGACGAGAAAGACGGUUAUUCGACAGAUGAAGAAGAUAGUGAUACUUCUAUUGACGAUGGGAAAGAAAGAAAGUGGGAUUUUGGAUUACACCCUCAAGAUAUACACAGUCGAAAGGUAUCCCAUCUCCAACAUGUCAAAUACCUCAUCAUCACCGAUAGGACAGCUGCCAGUACUGUCGCUGCUAUCCUCAAGGAGCCAAAAGGGAACUCUGAUCACGGAAAACCUUUCUCUCAACUCCACACUUUAUCAUUUGGCCACCCAUUUCUUAUCUCGAGAGGAUUUUAUCCCGACUGCGCUUGUGAAACCCAACCCAAAUCUAGCAAGGUCACCAGACAACUUGCUACACUCCGACCAAAGCACGUCUGCGCUGACUGGUCAGCUUCAGUGAAGUUUCAUCCGGAUGAAGAUGGAUUUGAUACUUACAUGCAUCUCUUGAUCGGCAAAUACAAUCUCGAGUCCUUCACUUGGCAUGGUAUGUUUGCGGAGACCACUUUCCCCUGGUGUCCGGAUGGAGUAGCAAGCUUCAGAGUAUUUGCGAAAACUUGUGGAGGAUGGAAUCGAGAGGAACAAGAAUACUACGAAUGCGAUUGUCAAUCGAAACUCGAACAGGUACCACACUUUUAUCCGAAGAAGAAGGACUCUAAAUUCCGCUUGGAGGUUAUCAACCUCGACUGCUUGGGCGAUAUCGGCUUCGUGUAUGUCGAUAAGAUCGGAAAAGUCUCAGGGGUGGCACAUGCGAAGGAGAAUGAAUCUGUUGUGGACGAUUCGAAACCUCGAAUCAAGGUGACAAUGAGAGCUCAAGCUGAACCUUGCAUUUGUUGUGGUCAGAAAUAA